AUGGGUGAUGGUGCCGAUCAGCUUCUGGAGAGGCUGAGCUCGUUAGCGCCUGGCGGUUCAAGUCUGGAACCGGUGCUGAAAGCCUUUCACGAGGAUUGUUUUCAGUGGGAGGUUCAGCAGUUCGUUGCAGACAGGGCGGCCUUUUUCACGGUGACGUGUGCCGAUGGAUCACAUCCACUGGUAUGGACUCAGUAUCACGAUGAGUACAAAGGCUUAUUCGAAACGCACUUGAACAAGGUUCUCCACUCUUUGGAUAUUGAUGUCGUCGAGUUCACUUCCUUUUGUGAAUGGCUUCGUGUAAACGCCGACAUCUUUGAGGAUGACACGGAAGGUUUGUACCCAUUCCUGCAAACCGUUACAGCCUCGUUGGAUUACAACGCCUUUCUGGCAGUGGUCUUUGCAGAGGUUCGCCGGCAGCGUGGCGAGACAGAGGCGACCCACGCUGACUUGGAUGUACAAGUCCCAGAAGGCAUGGCUCCAGGUCAGCCAGUUGUGGUGGAGUACCUUGGUGCACAUUACGAGCUGACGAUCCCGGUGGGUUACGAGCCGGGGAUGGUGUUUCGGACAUGCGUUGCCCUGUAG
Messenger RNA from Symbiodinium natans, 582 nucleotides. The record is from the annotation of a GenBank genome assembly. NCBI's taxonomy places the organism in Eukaryota, Dinophyceae, Suessiales, Symbiodiniaceae.